Messenger RNA from Mus caroli (Ryukyu mouse), 1445 nucleotides. The record is from RefSeq and is a predicted model, not a curated record. Lineage: Eukaryota; Metazoa; Chordata; Mammalia; Rodentia; Muridae.
GUCUGCGCGUGCGCGCGACGGGCGCGAUGGCUGCGCUCGCCGGGUUAGGGGUUCUCGGCGCUGGGCGCCAUCUGUGGAAACUGCCUGUGCGCCUGUCUGCGGGGCUCCAGGGCUGCGGGCCCCGGAGGGGCUACAUCGCGGGCAGCGAUGAGUCUUGCUGCAGACUAGGCUUCCAGAAUGUGGUGACANUAGAUGAGCUGCGGUUAGCCUUCCCAGAGCUGGACAUGGUGGACCUUCAGCGGCGGCCGAAGACCAUGCGCCUGAGGAGUGACUUCCCUGCCAUCGAAGGUAAAGGCCCUGUGCCUGGAGAUCUCUUCUUGGGCAGGUUUGGUCAUGGCACCUUUCUGCUAUGCCUGGAAACCAUCUACCGGAAAAUAACAGGCAAUGAGCUGAAAUANGAGGGUCUGAUGGGCAAACCCAGCAUCCUUACUUACCAGUAUGCAGAGGACGUGAUCAGGCAGCAGGCUGAGAGGCGGGGCUGGGCCGCCCCCAUCAGGAAGCUGUAUGCUAUAGGUGAUAACCCUAUGUCUGAUGUCUAUGGUGCCAACCUAUUCCAUCAGUACCUGCAAAUGGCCAGUCGUGGAGAGGAGGAACAGCAGACUGGUGGGCAACGGAAGCAGCGGCCUUCAGCAGUGCAGAGUUGUGCUUCCAUCCUGGUAUGCACUGGCAUAUACAGUUCUCAGGACCCAGGCUCCCAAGUGCCUCCUCCUGGAAGGGAAGAGCUUCCAUUCCACGGGCACCGAGACUUCAGCUUCAGUCCAGGGCUCCUAGAGGCCUCCCACAUUGUUCAUGAUGUAAACGAAGCUGUGCAGCUGGUUUUCCACCAGGAGGGUUGGGCUUGAGGGGAAGGAGGUACAGCAGAGGCACAGGGGCUGUUGGAACAUGCGCUCAGGGGAUCCUGUGUGCCCGGCUGAGGUCUGCGUCACAGGCAUCAAAUCCAAGCCUGGCUUCUUGCCAUUACUUCCUGGGACAGAGAAGACUGCAGCUUCAGUAGCUACAGAAAGCCCUUGGGGCAGCAUCUCAGGAGAAGGGANGGAUCUGGAUGGAUUCUGUCUCUUGCAGUCUGACCUCAUGCUGGUCCCUUUACCUCUGUGCCUCAGUGUCAUCCUCUCAGUGAGGGCCUUCUUUUUCCAGACAGCGUCUCACUAUUGUAGUUCCUGCUGUCCUGGAACUCACUGUGUAGCCCAGGCUGUCCUGAAACUCAGAUCUGCCUGCCUCUGCCUCUCCAGUGCUGGCAUCAUAGGUGGGUGCCAUCACACCUGCCUCAGUCAGGACUUUAAAAACCGCACAGUGCAACGUCAUGUGGAAACUUGUGGAGAGCCUUUGGUCACACUGAAGGAAGGUGUGGCUGGCACUCUCCAUAGUGUUUACUGUAUUUUAGAGUGUUGCCCAGACACUUGGGGGCUUUUUUUUUUUUUAAUUAAAAACUAUCCUAAUAUUUGUUA